GGUGGGGACGGGGGACGGGCAGGGGGAAGUUGUAAAGAUGGCGGCAGAGCCCGUUCGCUCUUCCCCGGGCUGAGGCGUUCGGCGAGGGUCCCUGGAGUGCCGAGAGCGGCGAGGCGGUGCCGGCGGCCCAGCAGCAAGCGGCGGCGGCGGCGCUUCCGUCAUGUCGGAGCCGGGGCACUUGGGGGUGAAGCGGGCCGAGUCGGCGCGUCUGCGGCGGGCGGAGCAGCUGAAGCGCUGGAAGGGCUCCUUGACCGAGCUGGAGCCGGCGGCUCCCGUCCGGAGCCGGCGCCGCGGCGGGCCCCGCGUCCGCUUCGAGGACGGCGCCGUCUUCCUGGCUGCCUGCUCCAGCGGCGACACCGAGGAGGUGAAGCGCUUGCUGGCCCGCGGAGCCCGCCUCAACACGGCCAACGUGGACGGGCUGACGGCGCUGCACCAGGCAUGUAUAGAUGAGAACCUGGACAUGGUAAAGUUUCUGUUAGAAUACGGAGCCAAUGUAAAUCAGCAAGAUAACGAGGGCUGGACCCCACUUCAUGCGGUUGCAUCUUGUGGCUAUCUGAACAUAGCAGAGUAUCUGAUAAGUCAUGGGGCCAACGUAGCUGCUGUGAACAGUGAAGGUGAAGUCCCAUCUGACCUUGCAGAGGAAGCAGCCAUGAAGGAUCUGCUCUUGGAACAAGUAAAGAAACAAGGAUUGGAUCUUGAUCAGGCAAGAAAAGCGGAAGAGCAACAAAUGCUGCAGGAUGCACGGCAAUGGCUGAACAGGAGGAAAAUUGAUGACAGGAAGCAGCCCCGAACUGGUGCUACAGCUCUUCAUGUAGCUUCAGCUAAAGGCUACUCUGAGGUGAUGAGGCUCUUGAUCCAAGCUGGGUAUGAUGUGAAUGUCCAGGACAAUGAUGGCUGGACUCCACUCCAUGCUGCUGCACAUUGGGGAGUGAAGGAAGCUUGCUCUAUCUUGGCUGAAGCACUGUGUGACAUGGACAUCAGGAACAAGCUGGGUCAGACACCAUUUGAUGUCGCCGAUGAAGGAUUGGUUGAACAUUUAGAGAUGCUCCAGAAGAAACAGAAUAUGCUGCGCAGUGAAGAGACAAGAAACAAGCUAAUAGAAGCUGAUAUGAAUGGGAAACUUCAAAGUGGGCUUUUCAAAAACAAAGAGAAGAUUCUUUACGAGGCAGACACUCUGAAAUGCCUAGAAAGGGAAGAAGAAAACAAAGAGUCCAGUAGCUCCAGCUCUGAGGAAGAAGAAGCCGAGGAAGAUGAAGCUUCAGAGUCUGAUACUGAAAAAGAGGCAGAGAGAAAGGAAGAGUCUAUUGCUAAUCAUUCCAAUCAUGAACGCAGAACUCAAAUCACAGAACAAGUGCCACCACCAGAGCAUAACUCUUUCACUAUGGCUCCUGCCAGAAAAUUUACUCCAUUGCUCAACAAGUCUGAAGAGCAAAAGGAUGAAUCUCCUUCAUCAUGGAGGCUAAGUCUACGGAAAACUAGCAGCCAAAACACGCUUAGUGAAGGAAGCGUUCCUCGUGACAUGCCAAGAGAGAAGGAUGGUUCCAUAUAUCGUUCUUCUUCGACCCCUCGGAUUUCUGCAUUAUUAGACAACAAAGAGAAGGACAAGGACAACAAAAUCUAUUUUGCUUCAAUAGCCCCUCGAAGGUUAAACAGUGCAGGUGACAUAGAAGAAAAGGAAAACCGAGAAUCUGCUGUAAAUUUGGUACGGAGUGGUUCUUAUACCCGGCAACAGUGGAGGGAUGAACCAAAGGGAAAUGAAGCACCUGCAACGGGUGCACCUUCCACUUAUGUAUCUACUUAUAUGAAAAGUGCUUCAUUUGGUAGAAGUAGUGACCUCAGCAGUCCCUAUAUUUCAGCCAAUCGCAAUGCAUCUUCUGCUACCUCACCCACUAUUAUUGGUUCAUCUACCUCAUUGGGCACAGAGUGGCAGCUUGCCUCUUGCCCUUCAUCUGUCAAUUCUAGCACUACAGCAUCAGUACGCCAGUUUAACAGAUCCCCUUACAGACAACAAACUGACACUACAACAGAGAAGAGCACAGAGGGCAUCUCUCCUAGCAUUCCAUUAAGUGUCAUAACAAAUCUCGCUGUACCCAGUAGUGCCAAUGGUGUCACAACUGCCAAUUUUAACUCAACGACUGGAACAGAGUCCUCUACUGGUGAUGCUAGGGAUCGUAGAAGGUCAUAUCUGACUCCUGUCCGGGAUGAAGAAGCAGAAUCUCUAAGAAAGGCACGAUCCAGGCAAGCUCGCCAGACUCGUAGAUCUACACAGGGCGUAACACUUACAGAUCUUCAGGAGGCAGAGAAAACCUUUAGCCGAUCUCGGACAGAGCGGCACGAACAGCCAAGUGAAAAAUUGGAAAGAACUGAAGCAACUGAGGAAGACCGUGAGAGGCAGGCACAGACUGCAACAAGGGAACCUGGGGAGACCCGCUCACGAUGGAACAGAAACUUGGAUGAAGAGUCUGUUGGCCAACGAUUGAGGGGCUCGGCACAGCAAGACAAACCCACAAGCCCCAUCUCUCCUUCAUUAGCUCCUUAUCUUUAUUCAAGUUCUCACCUUCCCAGGACAAGUAGAUCUGUAUCUUCUGAUUCUGUGAACCCAUCAGACUUCCAAAGCACAUCUGUUGCUGACAUGGAGAAAAAUGAAUAUGAAGAUCAGGAUUUGGAUGACAGAACUUCAAACAAGCAGUCGGUUAGAGAGAGGAGGCGGCCGAAAGAGAGACGAAGAGGCACAGGGAUCUCUUUCUUUACAAAGGAUGAUGAUGAGAUGGAUGGUAAUGAAGAAGUGAAAGAGGACAGGCAUGAGAGGCUUUCCAGGUUGGAUGCAGCAAGUUCAAGUACAGGCACCAGCGAUGCCUAUGGGGACCGGCCCUCUGGUCGUAGCGCCUACACCAGAAGAGAGAAUCGCCUGGCUGCCCUCAGCAGCAGGACGGAGGAUGACAGUAGCAAGGAUUAUAAAAGACUCUAUGAGAGUGCUCUGUCUGAAAAUCAAAAGCUGAAAUCAAAACUGCAAGAUGCUCAGUUGGAGCUCGUCGAUAUCAAGACAAAAAUUGACAAAAUAGCCCAGCAGAAGCAAGAAAAAACCUCUGACCGUUCAAGUAUGCUAGAGAUGGAAAAGAGGGAGAAACGAGCUCUUGAACGGAAGCUCUCGGAAAUGGAGGAGGAGAUGAAGUCAAUGGGGAAGACAUCGGGUGCUUCGGAAAAUGAGGCGAGGCGACCCUCUGCCUUGGAUCCGAGGCGAAAUGUGAUGUUAAGCCAAGCCACCAAGCCGAGGCAACCCCCAGCCCGAGCCAAUGAGAGGUUUUGACAGAACUGAAGUCAGACAAUCAGCGGCUGAAAGAUGAAAAUGGAGCUCUCAUCCGUGUCAUCAGCAAACUCUCGAAGUAGUAUAUUGAACAUAGGAUGGGCAGAAAGAGGAGAUAUUUGUGCACAUGCUGCCAACCCUGCCACCUGCUUCUGAUCUUCCAGUUGAAAGAGCAGCUGGCAUUUCAGACAUGGAUCAGCUAGCCCCACCCUUCACUGCUCUUUGCACCUUGCUAGGCAUUCCCAUAUUGCACAGUGCUUAUCCUUCCCCCCAACACAGCAUGCCCCGCCAUGUUUUAAUAUUUUUGGAAUGUUGAAGUAACUCAUUUGAAGGGACAAAGACUGGGUUGGCACUGUCUGAGCUGCCCAAAUGAUCUGCUGUAAGCUCCAUAUCCGUCCACCAUCAUCUGGUGUAAAGAAGAAUCUACUGUAAUAAGUGAUAUAGAAGUGACUCCAUAGCGUUGACCCAACAUGUCUUAAGAUACUGUCUUGGAGUAGGAAUAAUGAGUGAAACUAGGAAUUGCCACUGAGGAUUUAUCAGUCUCCAUUCUGGAAUUUGAAAGUCUGCGGUGCUGGUGAAAGCCAUGAUGACUUAUUUCUCUGGGAGUCUGACAACAGUCACUUGGCUUGGAGAUUCGUGUUUUCCAUGUGUCUCAGUAGCUAACUGAUUUAUUUAAUGUAAGAUUUUUGAUAAUUUAAUUUGGGGAUCCAAUCACUGGUUCUCCUUUUUGUUUUGCUUCACUUUUGCCUGCUACCCUUUGAUGGUUCUUGUUGUUUUUUCCAUGGGUGCCUUCUUUGGUACUGUUUAAUAAUAAUGUGAUCUUACAGCCUCUGCAUUCUUUGGCUAACAGUUUGCCCCUUGAUUUUUCAAGACUUCUGGUGGAAAGAGAGCUAACCAGCAAAAAGUGCUUAUUGAAUGAAAUUCCAUAGACACAAUGCCAAAAUACUUCUUUAUUAGCAAGAUGUUUGGUUUUUCUACAUGGAAAAACCUCACAAAAGACCUGGGCAAACAAAUCACAUUUAUGUUAACUUGCCAGUAGAUACACAUUAAGUUGAAUAGGUGAGUGUUCUCAGUUUUAACAACAGCAAGGUUUGAGGGAUGAUGGAUAGAUGCACAUAUCCCUGUGGAAAAUGAUGAGCCUCAAUCUUGGUGGAACGUCUUGGCAGUAGCAUUCUAUGAUGUCUGAGAAUUUUGAUACCAUGAUCAUUUGCGCAGUUGUAAGACAUGAAUUUGCAUUUAAUGAGGGCAUCAACAGCAGGACCUACAUUUCUCAAAAAGCCAUUUCUGUGCAUACUGGAAAUGAACGAAUUCAUGUUUAUGGGUUAUCAUGAUGUAACUAAUUUGCACACUCUGUUCUUCUGGAUACUACAGAGAACCAGAUUUCAUCUGCAGAACCUGUUAAGGAGAUUUCCUGUCAAUAUGGCAACAUGCCAGUGGACUUGCUCUGUUCUUUCCCUGCAUUCUUUUAAUUCUCACAAUUAUUUAAAACAAGGAACUUUGGGAUCUGAGAAUAACUACUCUUGAGAGCAUACAAGUGAGCAGUAGAAAUUUAGACAUUUCCUUCAGCAUUUAUCAGAGGGGGGAGGUGCUUUUUUGAUCAGUUAUGGAUCAGCUCUGAGACGAAGACAGAAUUGUGCAAAGAGACUCAGCAAGACUUCAUCUUCCUUUCUUACCCCCAUGCACCCUCAGAAUCUCCAGAGGCCCCCCGCAACCCUUGAGCAAGUUUGAGGGCAUACCAGGGACUUCAGAAGGAAGGAGAGGACGUUGAAGUCCCAUUGCACGAUUAGAAGUCUGUUUCACUCAAAUAUGGAGACUCCAUAUGUUUGCACUCCGUUUCUGAGUAGAACUGUAUGAAUUCAGUUAAUAACCAGCGGAUACCAUCUUUGCAUAGAACCAUCUCAAAAGGCUAAUUCAGUGUUCUACUAUGGUAAACAUAGCUUGCCCCUUUGAACAGAAACAAGGUAAACUCCAAGUUCUUAGCAAGCUAUUGCUUAAAAAAAGAAAAAAAAGCACCAGAAAUAUUGUCUGACAUUAUGUUUCAUUUUAAAAACAGCAGAUAGUCAGGAUUCUGGAUGGGUCAGAUAAAUUAUCUGGUACAAUCUCUUAUACUCUAAUAAUUUUAUGUGUUGCUUUUCUUACAUCCAGUGCUUUUCUUAAACAGUUACCUUCCUACCAACCUUGUUUCAGAGCUAGAUAGGCUUGUGGGGGUUGUUUUAUACUGGCCACAACAUGCACUGAUCUCUGUGGGUGGUAUCUUCCAGCUAAAGCAUUCUAGCUCACCAGUCUAGCUGAUUUUACACCGAUGAGAGUAUUUGGCUGAACUUUUUCAGACUCUGCCAUGAAUAAUCAUUUAACCUCAAAGAAGGAGCAGACAUCUGGUGCUUAUGGUCCAUUCUAUAAUGAUCCCUGCAUUCUACUGUUGCCAGUUCUCACUUAGCAUACAGUAGGUUAAGCAUAUCUCACAGUUUUAAUGUGCAGACUUUAAAAGACACAGACUAUGGUGGCUAAUGCAGCAAGGAUGGCUUGCCUGUGGCCCUGCAGAAGUUGGAGGGCUCCAGUUCCCCCCAGCCCCAGCAGCAUCUGAAGGACCACAGAUGGCCACAUUGAUACAUCAUGAAGGAUGGUGACCUAGGAAGUUGAGACUUUUUAAUGUUGGGAUUUGAUAUUUAAACUUGAAUUCUGUCCAGCCUGAAAAUUACGUGAGCAAAUUAAUCCUGUUGACAAGCCAAAACACUGACUAUGAUAUCUAGUGCUACUGAAAGUAACUUAAGCAGAUUAUUUUGGGGGGGCACCAAGAUCAGUGUUGUCCUCCAAGUAUCCUGUGUCUUGACAUUCUGGGCUUCAUGUCAUGUCAAUUUUUUACUUAUUUUAAUACAUAGCCUAGUCUUCCUUAAUAAGGCUUCCCUAAACCAAUCACCUGAGAACCCAUUUUAUUCCAAUAUUAAAGUUAACACUGGCCUGGACAUCCAUCUCACCUUGCAAAACUGAGGUAUGAAUGAGAGUUCUGCCCCCCCCCCCCAAUCAUGCAGUUCUUUUGUCCAAACCAGGAUAACUUGAGAAAAACCCUGAAUCUUAAAUCUUAGUUUGAAUUUGGUUUGACAAUCCUGUCUUGUUCCAAAGCUGGUAGCCAUAGUUUCACAAACUGGAAAACACUGGUAAAUAGAGGCCCUUGUUGAAGCACAACUCACUCAAAGGGAGCAGCUGAGGGGCUGUGUACAGGAGCAAAAUAAUAUCUUGAUUGAUUAAGAUGAUAUAUGAUUGUUCAAAUGCAGGCUAUUAUUUUAAUAUAACGUUUUAACCAAGGGAGUAGACAAUUCAGGACUGUUCACUCAUAAGCAAAUUCAUGCCUCUUUUUAAGAAAACCCAGAGAAAAUAUUACUGCUACUGAAUUAUGAUUGCUUUGUACUGGUGCGUUUUAGUGUUCCAAUGGAUUUUAUAUAAUGUUGGUUAUAAUUGUGAAGUCUGGUAGAAUAUUCUCUACAUAUAAAGUACAAAUUAUGCGGAGAAAGCACUGCAAGUUUAUUCUGUGAGCAGUGAGAGCUUUUAACUGGAAGGCACUGGGAGGUUUUUCUUUAAACUCUUCUGCCUUAUUGCUUUCUUACUCCAAGAAGCUUUUACAGCUCAGUGUACAUCCUAAGAUGUACUUGCAUGUCUAAGGUCUUAGAAACCUCUUCCACAUCUGUGUUGAAGUUCCUGUGCAACUUUUUUGAUAUAAGAAGCAAGGCUUGGAGUAAAGAAGGAGCGGGUUUCAUUGCUUGCAAAUUGUGAAUGCGAGGUUUAUGUGUGGUGGCUUGUUGGUCUAAAGCAAAGUUCCAGAAGAAACUAGAGGCAUGCAAAAAGGGCCAAGUUGAAGGAAACAUGCAGAUACAAAGGUAGUAUUGAGAGCUGACAUAUUGUGGUUGAAUGCCUUGCAUUAAAGGAGGUUGUGUUGUACUGCUAAAAUGCAACAUGAAUAAUAUGGAUGAACAGCUGUCAUAUGCAGAGAACUCUAACCAGUGAAAUGGAAAUGGAAUUUUAAGUGGGGGGUAGAUUUAGAGCUGCAAGAGCAUGUGUACUUGAUUUCAUCUGUGUUUUGUGACAGCUGAUGAUGCAGCAUCUGUGCACUGUCCAUAUUGAUUCACUGUUAAUGGAAGGAAUUAAAGAAUGACUCUAGAGAUCGGACCAGAUAUAAUUCAGUCAGUCAUCUUCAGUAAGUCAGGGUUUAAGAGUGCACUGUGUUUUAUCAAAUCAGCUAAUUUCAGAUUGAUUGGUGGUUUCUAGUCCACAUAGGAAUAAUUAUUAUCAGAACCGGUCUAUAGAAAUCUGAUAGCAAAGUAUUUGAUGCCAUAGAACUGACUUCUUUUAAGGGCUGUGGAUACAAUCCAGUCGGUGGUUGUUCAUUAGCAUUUAAAAGUCUUAUUCUCAUGGGAUAACCAGGAAUGAUAAGUCUUGCCAUGAUGCUAUUUGCCAAUAGGUCAAAUCGUAUGCAACUCCCUGACUGUGCUUGGGUGACUUAACAGUUGUUUUUCAUUAGGGGAUAGCAACUCUGCUCCCAAGGCUGGUGAGCUUAAUGUAUGUCUGUAGAUGGUAAAGAGCAGAAUGUAGUCCUUUCCCCCCACAAACACCUGAAGGAUAUUGACUGAAUAUCUCCCCCCUGCCCUGCCAAUUAUGCCAUUACCAGGUGAUGGUAGGUCGCCAAGGCCUGUGAUUUACUGACAGUGAAUAGAAAUCAUGAUUGAAAUCAAAAUAUACUUGAGAGAUAAUUACUGCAUCAUGUUUGCUUUCCCCCAUAACCACUAUUAUUCUAUCUGAAUUGGAGAGUUGUUUGUGAUCAGGGUGUUAGCAUGUUUCCAGAUGACUUCCAAAUUCCCACUUUGAUUCAAAUGCAGAUUCUCCUCAACAAACAUGUCUCCAGUUUUUUUAGAAUGGGUGUUCAUCUGUAUCUGAGAAUGAUCAUGAUUUGUCCUUUGCCCUCACAUUGAUGCCCCCCUUUCAUCUUUGUUUUCCUUUAUUCUACUUCACUCCUGCCAUAUUAGCCCACCUGUUGCACAAGGCAGCUUCUCAACUCGAAGUCCAGCAUUUCUGGGUGUACUCCUUCCUUCAGCGAUGUUAAGGGGCCUGUUUCAAAAGGCAAUUUUAAGUUUAUUUCAAGCUAGCAGACUCCCCAAGGCCUUUUCCCUGAGUGACUUAGGUUUGGAUCAUGAUCACCUUCAUGUUUGGACAUCCUUUCUGCAUGAUUCUCCUAGAAGCAGCAUGUUCCGUGAAGGGCUUUUUACCAAGAUUAACUCCACAAGCAGCUCACAGGUGAAAUUUAACCCAAUUCCUAGGGGGAAUUCUUUUCUUCCUCUGUUCCUCUCCCCUGACAACUGUUCUCUCUUUUCCUGGAGCAAAUUGGACCCUUGGCGUAUGUGACUUUCAGGGUGUUCUCAGUAAAUAUUCUUGAAAAACAGCACAGCCCAAGCUGUUGCCCCAGGGCUUCUUGUGUUGCCCCCUCCCCUUGCUUCCCUCAUGUUGUUGAGGAAUCUAGUAACAAGUCCCCUCUGCAAAUGCUAACUCGUGGAAAAGAGUGGUGUUAUGCACUUGGCUCGCUAACUUCCCAAGCUGCAAGUAUUCUGUACUUACCUGUUUUAAGGAGAGUUUUACAGAUUGUUGUAAAUACACUACUUGGAGAAAAGACUAGCCUGUGAGUGAUGAGAAAGAAUGUAUUUUUAUGCAAUUUUUUGAGUGGCCUUUCAAACUCUUGAGAUGAAUGGUUUUUGUUUUCUUGAUUGUUACAUAGUAUUCUAAGUAUAUGUUUGAAAGUUUGGGGAUAAUAUUCACCUCUAUGAUGCUUGUAAACACAACAGUAUUUAUAAAUGAAUAAAGUGCUUUAACACAG
This is a messenger RNA of Lacerta agilis (Sand lizard), 9161 nucleotides long. RefSeq names its product protein phosphatase 1 regulatory subunit 12B (gene PPP1R12B). The transcript has 26 exons. The record is from RefSeq and is a predicted model, not a curated record. Gene Ontology annotation, molecular function: phosphatase regulator activity; enzyme inhibitor activity; protein kinase binding. The coding region runs from base 161 to 3307 and encodes 1048 amino acids. NCBI's taxonomy places the organism in Eukaryota, Metazoa, Chordata, Lepidosauria, Squamata, Lacertidae. Gene Ontology annotation, biological process: signal transduction. Gene Ontology annotation, cellular component: A band; Z disc; cytoplasm.